Messenger RNA from Stegodyphus dumicola, 1008 nucleotides. Its product is annotated as splicing factor 3B subunit 4-like. The record is from RefSeq and is a predicted model, not a curated record. Gene Ontology annotation, cellular component: nucleolus; precatalytic spliceosome; U2 snRNP. Lineage: Eukaryota; Metazoa; Arthropoda; Arachnida; Araneae; Eresidae. Gene Ontology annotation, molecular function: RNA binding. Gene Ontology annotation, biological process: positive regulation of mRNA splicing, via spliceosome.
AUAUCAUUUAUAUAGAUAAUGAGGGACCCAGAAACAGGAAAUUCUAAAGGUUAUGCCUUCAUUAAUUUCGCCAGUUUUGAGGCAUCUGAUGCUGCUAUUGAAGCAAUGAAUGGACAGUAUUUGUGUAAUCGACCAAUUACCAUUUCUUACGCAUUUAAGAAAGAAUCUAAAGGAGAAAGGCAUGGUUCUGCUGCUGAGCGUUUACUAGCAGCACAGAAUCCAUUGUCACAUGCCGAUCGACCUCAUCAACUCUUUGCUGAUGCUCCUCCUACAGCUGGUGGACCUAUGCCAGUUCCAACCCAUAUAGUUCCUCCCCCUCCAAUGCCACCCCCACCAUCAAUUAUGCCUCCUCCACCAUCAAUUCCAAUGUCUACUCCUGCAAUUGUUACUUCAUCUGGGGCACCAAUGCCACCACCUCCACCAUUGCCACCUAGCUCAUUGCCACCACCACCUCCAUUACCUGUGCGACCUCCAGCUCCACCACCAACCAGCUUCCCAUCCGCUCCACCUCCACCUCCUACAAGUCAUAUUAUGCCACCACCACCACCCGCUCCUCCAGUUUCAUCUUUCAGUGGCAUGCCUCCUCCUCCACCACCAUUGCCCCCUGCAUCUAGUUCUACAUCUCAGAUUCCAAUGCCACCAAGCAGUACAGAGCAGCCUCCACCGCCUCCUAAGUCAACUGAUCAGCCACCAUUGCCUCCACCACCUCCACCAAUGGGUUUGCCUCCUGGCAUGCCUCCGUUUCACAGUCAGUCUGUGCCUCCCCCUCCUCUUCAUGGAAUGCGACCGCCAAUUCCUGGCAUUGGUUUUCCAAGGCAGCCUUUUGGUCCUCCUCCUCCAUUUCCCGGUAGAGGUAACAUGCCACCUGCUCCACCACCUCCUGGACCAAUGCCCCCACCUCCAGUGCCAAGAGGUGUGAGACCACCAAUGCCUCCACCACCGCCUCCUCCACCCAGCUCAGCACCUUAAAUAUGAAAAAUGUGAAUAAAGUGUAUUUUAUAUGUAGUA